Messenger RNA from Chara braunii, 1189 nucleotides. Lineage: Eukaryota; Viridiplantae; Streptophyta; Charophyceae; Charales; Characeae. The record is from the annotation of a GenBank genome assembly.
GCGCACGCAGAGUGGAGGUGAGGUAUGAUUAGUGUACUUGCCACUUGUGUUUUCUUCGCUUUUGGCUCUUGGUUGUUCCUACGAAAGAGACUGGGGUGUUUUCCUACUAGUUUUCGGUCCUGGUUGGAUUUACUUCCUUUACGGCCGAUCCCUUUUCUGUUUGGUGGUAAUAUGGGGACUCCGAUGAAGUGCUUUCAGUGUGGGGGUGAAGGGCAUUUCGCGCGUGAGUGCCCGAGUGGAAGGAACGCGGAUAAUGGUGGGGGGAACGGUAGUACGGUGACUAGUUUUUCUGCACCAUCUACUCCGAGGUUCUGGACCCCGCGGAGGACGAAUGAGGACACGGAAGAGAAGGAGUUCCUCCGUGAGCUGAUUAAUGAGAAAAGGGAGGAAAAGGCACGUAGGAAAGAUAUGGAGGAGCAGAAAAGAUUUGACGAGCGCCUGAAGAUGGAGGUGGCAAAGUAUUCGGAAGCUACUAAAGCUGAGGUUAUGGCGGCGAUUGGGAGGCAGUUUCUUUGUAAUAGGGACGAGGCAAGAAGGGAAGAACAUCGAGGAGGCCGGUCUCCCCCGCCAAGACGGAGGGAAGACUUUUUACCUCCUGAUGAAAGAGAUAUGGAUUUGGAUGAGUUAGAUGCGGAGAUUCGUCGGCUCGCGGCACUUCGGGAGAGGAAGAGGAAAGGGAAAAAGCAGUGUAGGCCCGGGGGGAAUUUUCGGCAGCCAUCUUUCGCGACGCCGGAUUCAGGUGACCCUUCUGGAAAAGCGGAGUGUUCUAAUCAGGGGGAAGAACGGCCGAGGAAGAAGGUUCCUGCUGGUUUGGGACCUGAGGGUUUGCUGCAGUUUGUUUUGGAACAGAGACGGGAGUUGUCCAGUUUGAAACAAGAUGAGCUCAAGAGAAUCUGCACACGAGAGGGGGUGAGGUAUUGUACCAAAGGUCCGUCCAUUGACCGCAUCGUGGAAGCAAGGACGAAAUGGGCGUAUGAAGGUUUCGUGUUUUCACCGGCUCCCUCUGCCCCGGGAUCCCCUGAGGUGGAUCAAGAUCAUGGAGAACGUGCGCUGUGGACGGCCCCGAUGUGUUUCGCCGAUCGGAUCGAGGCUCGGSCUUCCUUGGGUUUCCAUGACCCUCAUUGAUUCGCCCUUGUCACGGUUUUGGGUUUGCUACGAUGACUCGAAUCUAUCCAUGGCUUCCGUUAGA